Messenger RNA from Trichechus manatus latirostris (Florida manatee), 538 nucleotides. Its product is annotated as cytochrome c oxidase subunit 6A1, mitochondrial. The record is from RefSeq and is a predicted model, not a curated record. Gene Ontology annotation, molecular function: enzyme regulator activity. Gene Ontology annotation, biological process: mitochondrial electron transport, cytochrome c to oxygen. The transcript is spliced from 3 exons. Lineage: Eukaryota; Metazoa; Chordata; Mammalia; Sirenia; Trichechidae. Bases 30 to 359 code for a protein of 109 amino acids. Gene Ontology annotation, cellular component: mitochondrial inner membrane.
UUCCGGCGCUACGGCGGUCCAGGUCCAAAAUGGCGGUGGUGGUUGGGUCACGGGUCUCUGGGCUGCUGCUUCGGUCCCGGCCACAGCUAGGGCGGCCUAUGGCGAGCAGCGCUCACGGCGAGGAGGGCUCAGCUCGCAUGUGGAAGACCCUCACCUACUUCGUCGCGCUCCCCGGGGUGGGAUUAAGCAUGCUGAACGUCUUCCUGAAAUCGCACCACGGAGAGGAAGAGAGACCUGAGUUCAUCGCCUACCCCCAUCUCCGCAUCAGGUCUAAGCCCUUUCCCUGGGGAGAUGGUAACCAUACUCUGUUUCAUAACCCUCAUGUGAAUCCGCUUCCAACUGGCUAUGAAGAUGACUAAAGAAAACCUGGACCACUGCUGGGGACCACAGCUUGGACCAUUACUCUGCAUGAGGACCAGAAAAGUGUACGGGACCUUAAGUUCACUUUCACUUGUAUCAAAUGAUGACCAAUACACUGAUCUUCAUCUGUUUGCUUGUGGCAGGAGAUGGCUUAAAUAAAUAACUUAGUCAUGACCUG